CGUCAUGCGGCGGCGCAUCGAGAAGAGAGAGAGAAGUAUACACUGCACCGGAGCGUGUCCGUCUGCGCGCGGCGUUCCGGUCGCGCUCCGUGUCAGUAGUCAGUACCAGCGCGCUACUCGAGCACGAGCAGCCAGGCACAGAUGAGGAUCGUCGACGUGGUGCGCGCCUCAUCCUCGCCGCCGUCGCCGUCGUCGUCGUCGUCUCCUCGGCGAAGCUGGAGCAUGCCCAUACUGCAGGUCUGCAUCAGGCCGAGCAGUCGAGCUGCGAGACAUGGGCGAUAAAGAGCAUUAUGUUCACUUCAGCAGUGCGAGCGGCGCCGGCUGCAACAAUAUCGUCGUCCAGCCACUGCGACACGGACACUUGAACGUCAAUCUGGGCUUUCUGCAGAUACAUCACAGAUAUCACGUGGAGUUCACUGUGCCAUGGAAUACGUGCGUAAUUCACCCCGAGGGGAAUCCCGCGGCGCCGGCAAUGCCUACCGGCGAACCGAAUUCAAACUGCCGAGUCAUCGGCUUCAAUCAAGACAGAGAUGAUCUCAGGUUAAAAGUCGAGCUGUUCGUGCACACGGAGCGCUUUCUGAAAGAGGAGUUCCAGAUAACGUGUUGUGAGAAAGGUGCGCCACUGACAAUCUAUCUGAACGCCCGAAUCUUCGGCAAGGAUCAGGGCACACCCGUGCUGCGCAACGGGAUCCGAAGUAUUGGCGUCGAGGAUGACGCGGAGGAGGACGAGGAGGAGGACAACUCCGACUGACCCACGCAUCUGCUCGAAACGCCUAACUAGAGUAAAAACCUAACACAGUAGAGCCUAUAUUAUAUAUAACGUAGACAUGUACCUUUGAGUUUUGAAUUUCUCCCGGACGUACCGGCGAGUCCUGUUUUACCGACGAAUUGCCUCGAGUCGGCUGUAAUGCUCGAGGUAGCGAAAAGUUGAAUUUUUUACUUGCAUUUCAUCUCUCUGACGACUGUAGCUUCAUGAAAAAUUUUUAAUCGUAGCUUCAUCUGGCUAAUCGUUUCAAAUGCUAAUAAGGUUGUAAAUUAGUAGUCACUGCUGUGACUACAUUUAGAUUUUAUAAUCACAUCAAUUAUUGGAGCAAUACUUAAUACUUACAUAAUGUUAUUGGAUAAAGUGCCGAUAAAACAGGAAAUUUAGUCGGUAUCCGAUAUCCCAAUGACGGAGAUGCAAGUCCCGUUAUAACGAUUGAAUGAUAUCACGUAAACAAAUAAAAAAGCUGCGCUUUAAGAUUAUUUUCACUUUACUAUAAAAUAUGUUAAGUACCUUUCAACAUAUUACGUGUUUGGUCCUGUAGGUAUUUUCUUACUCUACUGGAUACAGUAUGAAAUGAAAAAAAGUCAAUGUGCGUCAUUGUUUAUGAAAUGCCAUAAACAAUCAAUUAAACGAAUAUUAAAGUAACUGCCCAGUUAGACAAGUAGAUGUAACAAACGUGAAAAGCAAUAAAGUCUAUUGCACACCGCUGCACUGUUAUCUUUAGCAAAUUAGCCAAAUAUUAGAAAUUUACGUGAACUCGUUGAAUCAUUUUCAACAGUUAUUAAUUAUAAAAUGCUUUGUUAAUUCAAUGAUAUACAUCCACACAUUAGUUCUAAUGUUAUAUUAUUGGUUCUCACAAAAUCAGUGGCCUAAUUUACUAAUAUUCGUUAUUUCAGUGAUACGAAUCGAUUCUCGAUUUCAAAGCAAAGUAAACAUAGGGAACAAUCUUUCAUACAUGGGAGAAACUACAUUAAAAUUUUAUUUUUUUACAUAAUAUGGUUCAUUGAAGACGAAUGCCUUUCAAAUUGUAUAGUUUAAGGCCAUCUUUGUAAAGUAAUAAGGUGUUAAAAAAAUUAGCUUGAAUGCAAAUACAUCAAAAAUGCCUACGUUAACGACCUCGCCACUGUUACAGGCAGCCGCCAAAGAUUUUGUGUUAUGCAAAAUGUAUGGAGUUUGUUACUUAUGACGAACCAUAUUACAGCAGCAUUUUAUUUCACAUUAAAGUAAUUUUUUAUUUCAUAUCUUUUUCACAGUAGUUUAAACUGUGUGUCAAAGUAUAAGACCAAUAACCUUGUAUAGUUAAUCGUAGUCUUUAGACGCGACAAGAAAAUCAACUUUUAGGCAAUAAUUAGCUUUCUAUUAAUGCCUUGAAAAAAUAUAUAAAACUUCUUUGAAAAUCAUCAGUAAAUCAGUGCCAGAGUAACUUUGAUAAAUUUGCCAAGUGAUUUUAAAAUCUAAAGUCUUUAUACACUAUAUUCCGAUAUUUCUCUUCUCGCGUAUUUCUCACAACCUGAUGGCAUCUAGAAUAAAGCGUAACAUAGUUUUAAAAAUAAUAUUAGGUAUUAUACAUGAAAACAUGUAGGCUUAGUAUCGAAAAACCGAAAGAAUCAUAAUAAAGUAUAAAGCCCAAAGAAUGCGAUGACAUUCUUCCCCAAAUUUAGUACUAACUUAUAGACAAUUUUUCUCAAUUUUCAGUAAUUUAAUAUAGAGAGACCUUUCGAUCACUAUAAAAUGUAUAUUGUCGUGAUUGCACUCGAAUCACGUUACGCUUGUAUAAAUAAAAGUUGAAACUAAAGAGAGGUGCGUAUGUAUUUUCGAGCGAAAGUGAAAUAAAAGAUGCAUAGUUUUAAAUAAGGUUACAAAAGUACACUGUGAAUUUCGAAUUGAAAAUGCAACCGUUGCUCAGCUUUUAAAUUAUCGACACUUACACUUAUUUUGAAGUUAUCGAUAUAUAUGAGAUUAAAAAGUUUAUUGUCGAGUUUCAUUUUCGCUUCGAAAACUGUAAAGUGUAAAAUCCAAAAUGCCUGCUAUUAAACUAUAUAUUCAUGAAAUUUUACUCACAGCUGUAAUAUUUAUGAUUACGAGAAUGUAUUUUUAUUAUAACGUUUUACAUCGAAUGCAAUCGCAGAGACGUCUACAUGCUGCACACAGUGUUUACCUGAUGUACGAUGUAACAUACAUACACACACAUAUAUAUAUAUAUAUAUAUAUAUAUAUAUAUAUAUAUACACCGUUGAGCUUACGAGCAAUAUUCGAAAUUUCUUUAUCCUUGCUGAUAUUAUACGAAAA
This is a messenger RNA of Nasonia vitripennis (jewel wasp), 3055 nucleotides long. Its product is annotated as UPF0687 protein C20orf27 homolog. Bases 272 to 751 code for a protein of 159 amino acids. NCBI's taxonomy places the organism in Eukaryota, Metazoa, Arthropoda, Insecta, Hymenoptera, Pteromalidae. The record is from RefSeq and is a predicted model, not a curated record. The transcript has 4 exons.